Molecule: messenger RNA, 2331 nt
Organism: Populus euphratica (Euphrates poplar)
Lineage: Eukaryota; Viridiplantae; Streptophyta; Magnoliopsida; Malpighiales; Salicaceae
Product: zinc-finger homeodomain protein 4-like
Exons: 1
Coding region: 1224-2066 (280 amino acids)
Biological process (GO): regulation of developmental process; regulation of DNA-templated transcription
Cellular component (GO): nucleus
Molecular function (GO): DNA-binding transcription factor activity; transcription cis-regulatory region binding
Source: RefSeq, a predicted model, not a curated record
UCUGUAUAUGGCGUAAAACCUUGAUGCCUGAUAGUGCAAGCAAAGCAAAGGAAGCACUCCACCGUUUUUUUUUUUUUUUUAAUUUCCCUCACUAAAACACACUGUAUUCCUCUUUGUCAGUAAAAAUCUGCUUUUCUCUCUCUUCUCUCUUCUUUUUGCCCCUCAACACUACUAUAAGCUCGUUGUUUAGUGCUCGCUUCACUAGCAAAACCCACCUUUCAAACUCUCUCCCGUCCUUCUUUCUUUCUCCCUUCUCCUCCACCACCCAUUUGUUAUACUCUUUUUUCCUGUCCAUAUUCUCUUCUUCUUAGCAAAAACCUUCUUGUUUCCUCUACAACCACUGUGGAAAGUGUUUAAGCUCAGUGUCAUCAAAUUAGACAAGUUCAUUCUUGAUGGUAUCUUGUCUUCAUCUUCGUUAAGCCAUUUCUAUUUCUAUAGCUAGAAAAGAAAUAAACGGGGUUUCCAACUAGCUGCCAUGCUCAAUCAUUUCCUUGUAUUUUAGGGAGUGUUUGAGUGUUGGCUCUCCCUCCCUCCCUCCCUCUCUCUCUCUCUCCCCCACACUUACUUUCAUGAAUAGGGAAGGAUAUGUGUGGAGAGAGAAAGAGGUUAUUUUGAUCAUAUUGGUUUUGCCAGUUCCUAAGUCUCCACUGUUACUGAAUUAUUCUGCUUCUUUCCUUUUCUUCUAAGUUGACUAUAGAAGUGAGAGUGAGAUGCGUAUUCAUGAAGGUCUAGCUAGGUGGUUAAUGAAACGUCUGUUUCUUUGAGCUUUUUUUUUUUUUUUUCAAAAGAUUGGCAACUGUAGUCUUACAUCCUCAUAUAACAAACCCCCACCCCAUCAAAGCAACUGCUUCUCAAUUGCCUCAAGAAAAGUCCAAAGCUGCUGUGAAUCCUAAGAUUAGGUCUCUUUUUCUUAUAUACAACUGAUCUUUUAGUUGUUGAGGGGGGUCAAUUUGCAAGAAAGAGGAGUUUCUUAGUGUCAAGAAUUAAUAGGUUCUAUACUUUCCUAGUUAGUUUUUGUUGCUUCUAGAAAAAUAGACGAUGCCACUUACUAAAAAACGCCUAGGAUUUUAAGAAAACAGCCCGCUUCUGUUUCUUUUUCUUUUUUUAAUUCUAAGCAUUUUGCCUCUCAAUUCUGCUUCCUGUCUGGUUCUUUCUCUUUUGGUCUCCAACCAAACAAACAAGGCACAAGUAAAAUAAUUGCCCAAAAACGGGAGAGGAAAGAAAUGGAACUUUCAGGUCGUGAGGGGGAGAUCCCCAUUCCAUUAAAUGCAUUUGGCGGAGGUCAUGGGCACUUGAUCCAAUACGAUCAUGCUGCAACCCACAACCCCAUCAUCUCUUCCACGGCACCCCAAAUCCCCUUCAAUAAUGGCCCUUCCAUAACCACAGCAAGUAUGGAUGAUAAUCAUGUGCCUUACAAGAAGAUGGUUAGGUACAGAGAAUGCCUCAAGAACCAUGCAGCUGCCAUGGGAGGCAAUGCCACUGAUGGGUGUGGUGAGUUCAUGCCUAAUGGUGAAGAGGGUAGCAUAGAAGCUCUCACUUGCUCAGCCUGCACUUGUCACAGAAACUUCCACAGAAAAGAAAUUGAAGGUGAACACACCUCAUGUGGAGAUUGCUACCAUAAUAACCCACAUUUCAACAGGGUUGGAAGGAAAGUUAUUUUAGGCCACCACAAGAGCAUUUUAGCUCCUGAGGCUUUAGGGUACCCUACAGCCACUGGUACUGUAGUACCCUCAAGAGCAGCAGCACCCCACCAUCAAAUGAUAAUGUCUUACAACAUGGGGUCGCUUCCUUCAGAAUCUGACGAGCAAGAAGAUGGGGGUGGAGUGGUGAUGGCCCGGCCUGCACAGUUGAUGAAGAAAAGGUAUAGAACAAAGUUCACACAGGAACAGAAGGAGAAAAUGCUCAACUUUGCAGAGAAAGUUGGGUGGAAGCUACAAAAGCAAGAAGAAACUGUAGUGCAACAGUUCUGCCAGGAGAUAGGAAUCAAGAGAAGAGUCCUCAAGGUUUGGAUGCACAACAACAAGCUCAAUCUUGCCAAAAAGAACCCCUCCACCACUACUACUUAAAAAAAUUAAAAUAAAGAAGAUUAACCCUAAACAUUGCCAUCUCUCUUUUAAUUAGCUAGAUUUGGUUUAACCCUACUUGUUACUUAAGAGCAGUUACUCUGCUACCUUUUUACACUACCUUCUUUCUUCUUUUCUUUUUUUUUUGGACCUGUUUCCCGAGUUCUCUUAAUAUUUACUACUAAGUAAUAAUUAGAUUAGUUGUGUGAUGUUAAGUAGUUAAUUUAGGAAAAUUGGGGUUUAGUGGAGUUACUGUUUGAGUGUUUUU